Molecule: messenger RNA, 1884 nt
Organism: Papilio polytes (common Mormon)
Lineage: Eukaryota; Metazoa; Arthropoda; Insecta; Lepidoptera; Papilionidae
Gene: RagA-B
Product: ras-related GTP-binding protein A
Exons: 7
Coding region: 259-1182 (307 amino acids)
Biological process (GO): cellular response to amino acid stimulus; regulation of autophagy; cellular response to starvation
Cellular component (GO): Gtr1-Gtr2 GTPase complex; lysosome; nucleus
Molecular function (GO): GTPase activity; GTP binding
Source: RefSeq, a predicted model, not a curated record
UUGAUUGUGUCAUUUAAAACCUGUCAUAUUGGAUGUUGGUUAUUGUCGUUGUUCUUUAGUGAUUAGGAAAUAGGAAUUUUAUACUACGCCUACUCAUAUAGCUGCUUACGUAUACAGAUAUUUUAAUUACAGAUAUAUUAGAAGACGAAAUCGUUUUCGUAGGAGCGAAGCAAAAAGUUACAUCAGCGUUUAAUUGAAAUCAACAUAGUUUGCGUUUCCUUUAUUCAAGUUUGACCCUUAGCCAACACCAUUUCUACCAUGAAGAAAAAGGUCCUGUUAAUGGGGAAGAGUGGCUCUGGGAAAACAAGCAUGAGAUCCAUUAUUUUUGCCAACUAUAUAGCCAGGGAUACCAGAAGAUUGGGUGCCACAAUUGAUGUAGAACACUCACAUGUUAGAUUUCUUGGCAAUUUGGUGCUCAACUUGUGGGAUUGUGGAGGACAAGAGGCAUUUAUGGAAAACUAUUUUGCAUCUCAGAGGGACAACAUUUUCCGUAAUGUUGAAGUACUCAUUUAUGUAUUUGAUGUGGAGAGUAGAGAAAUGGAGAAGGACAUGCAUUAUUAUCAAUCAUGUUUGGAAGCUAUAUUACAGAACUCUCCAGAAGCAAGAAUAUUCUGUCUAGUGCACAAAAUGGAUCUCGUAGCAGAAGAAAGAAGAGAAGAAAUAUUUAAAGAAAGAGAAGAGGAUUUGAAAGGUCUUUCUAAACCACUUGAAUGCACAUGCUUCAGGACUAGUAUAUGGGACGAAACAUUAUACAAAGCAUGGUCCAGCAUAGUGUACAAAUUAAUACCCAAUGUGAAAGCUCUAGAGUCAUCAUUGAAGCAAUUCGCAGCAAUUGUUGAUGCAGAUGAAGUGCUGCUGUUCGAGCGCGCGACGUUCCUGGUGGUGUCCCACUGCCAGCGGCGGCAGCACCGCGACGCGCACCGCUUCGAGAAGGUCUCAAACAUCGUCAAGCAGUUCAAGCUCUCCUGCUCCAAGCUCGCCGCGCAGUUCCAGAGCAUGGAGGUACGGAACAGUGUAUUCGCAGCUUUCAUCGACGGCUUCACGAGCAACACUUACGUAAUGGUAGAGAUGUCGGACCCAAAGAUACCAUCAGAAGCGACGCUCAUCAACAUUCGUAACGCGAGGAAACAUUUUGAGAAAUUAGAAAAGGUGUCAUCAAGUGCUCCCAGCCAGUACCAAUGAGGCACGGAUAUUGAAUUGAGCACAUUUGCCAGUUCCCUAAUUCUGCCCGCAGAGUUCUUGCCAACGCAAGAUUCUCAUAUGAAACCUGUAUAAACUGUUUAUAACCUAUGGUUACAAUUCAAAACUAUUACAUAGUUCACACUUGGCCAGAGUCCAAAAAUUGAACUAGCAUUCAACUGGCAUAAUGUAAACACUGGAUGGUGGUAAUGAGUGCAUAUAAGCUAUGCCUUGCCUGCGCUACUGUCUUACUGUACUGGUCAAGUGUGAACCAGGCAUUAUACUUUUAAACAUGCAAAUGUCAACGUUAACAGAAUAUUACAAUAUUUUAUACUUUCAUUAGGAUUCUAACUCUGUCUAAAUUGAGAAGUAUUGUGAAAGAAAAUUGUAAUAAAAUGCGAGUUUAACUUUUGUUCAUAUAGUUUAGGAAUUUGGAACAUGUUUAGGGUUGCCUUCCAAAUAUUGAAAUAUCUAUAGAUUAUUUAUUAUUCUUGAAAUUCUAAAAAAAAAUAUUGUUGUCAAUAAAUGUAUUUAUUGUUUUUAAAAAAAAAUAGUAUAUAAAACUGGUUAUUAAAUAAAGUAUCUGUUCGUUCAUAAUUCCCGCGUUCGUUGUUUUUCUUGAUGUUUAUUUCUAUAGAUAUUUAUUAGUACAUAAUUUAAAAAAAACUUAUGUGGGUUUUUAAAGUAAAAGUGCUUAUAAAAAUA